AUGUCUGUCAGCCACCGUCGGAGAGAGCUCAUGCUCUUCACCGACAGCUACUUUGCCAGCCCUAACCUGAAACCUGAAACCAGAAACCAGAAAGAGGUGCCUUACUUACCCCGAGAGGAGCCCGUUGGGGUCUUUCAUCCGCCGCUGCCGGAUCUCGCUGGGGGCCUCCAGAUUUGUCAAGAAGAGGGCACAACUGAUUACUAUGCGCGGAAACGCAUAGUGAUCCAGAACAAAAAUAAGUACAACACACCCAAAUAUAGGAUGAUAGUUUGUGUAACUAACAGAGAUAUCAUUUGCCAGAUUGCUUAUGCCCGUAGAGAAGGGGAUAUGAUAGUCUGCGCAGAAUAUGCACAUGAACCACCAAACUAUGGUGUGAAAGUUGGCCUCACAAAUUAUGCUGCAGCAUAUUGUACUGGCCUGCUGCUGGCCUAUAGGCUUCUCAAUAGAUUUGGUAUGGACAAGAUUUAUGAAGGCCAAGUGGAAGUGACUGGAGAUAAAUACAGUGUGGAAAGCAUUGAUAGUCAACCUAGUGCCUUCACCUGCUAUUUGGAUGCAGGCCUUGAUAGAAUUACAACUGGAAAUAAAGUUUUUGGGGCCCUGAAGGGAGCUGUGGAUGGAGGCUUGUCUGUCCCCCAUAGUACCAAACGAUUCCCUGAUUAUGAUUCUGAAAGCAAGAAGUUUAAUGCAGAAGUACAUCAGAAGCUAAUUAGCAUAGCCAUCACCUUAUGCCAUUUAUAAUUCUUUGAUUCUUUCUUUGAUGAGACAGUUGAGAUCUACUCUCCUAGUAAAUAGUAGGUAAACACUACAGUGUUGUUAUUAUA
Molecule: messenger RNA, 821 nt
Organism: Ictidomys tridecemlineatus (thirteen-lined ground squirrel)
Lineage: Eukaryota; Metazoa; Chordata; Mammalia; Rodentia; Sciuridae
Source: RefSeq, a predicted model, not a curated record